Molecule: messenger RNA, 3601 nt
Organism: Ostrea edulis (European flat oyster)
Lineage: Eukaryota; Metazoa; Mollusca; Bivalvia; Ostreida; Ostreidae
Product: protein EFR3 homolog B-like
Exons: 25
Coding region: 131-2548 (805 amino acids)
Biological process (GO): protein localization to plasma membrane
Cellular component (GO): plasma membrane
Source: RefSeq, a predicted model, not a curated record
GUGAAAGAUAGGUGGCGCUUUUUUCAAUAUGGCGGUGUUAGCUGGUCUGUCAUCGGUAAAAUUGAAAAAAAGUUGAUAUAUAUCACCAUUAACCAAUUCUACUGCACACAUCAGUUGACGAAAAACAAGAAUGCCAGGGUGCUGUGGGUGUUGGGAGGUCUUGAGACCACCAAGGUACAAGCAUCUGGUUGACAGCAUAUUCCCAGCAAAUCCACAGGAUGGUCUUGUGAAAAACAACAUGGACAAGUUAACAUUUUAUGCGAUGACUACAUCUGAAAAGUUAGAUAGAAUAGGAAUGUAUUUGGAACAGAGACUGAGUAGAGACAUCAGCAGACAUAGGAUUGGGUUUGUGUUUGUGGCUAUGGAUGCCCUUGAUCAACUCCUGGUAGCAUGUCAUGCCCACUCCCUAAAUCUGUUUGUGGAGAGUUUUCUGAAGAUGGUGCAGAAGUUACUAGAAUGUGAUGAACCUGAGCUUCAAAUUUUAGCCACCCAGUCUUUUAUCAAGUUCGCUAACAUAGAAGAAGAUACUCCAUCAUAUCACAGAAGAUAUGAUUUCUUUGUGUCAAAAUUCAGUGUUAUGAGUCACAGUGGCAACAGGAAUGAAAAUGUCAAGUCAAAGAUCAGAGGAGCAGGUCUUUUGGGUUUACAAGGAGUGGUGAGGAAGACUGUAAGCGAUGACCUCCAGGUCAAUAUCUGGGACCCUGUGCAUAUGGACAAGAUUGUACCCUCUCUGUUGUACAAUAUGCACACACCUGAAUUUAUGUCAGUUAACCUUGAAAGCCCCAGAGAUGAGGAACACCCAGCAUAUAUUGCUGAAAUGGUAUUCCGAGACCUUGUGUGUAGGGCUUCAUAUGGAAAUGUCAAAUCUGUCCUUCAGCCUGUUCUUUGUCAUAUAGACAAUCACAGGCUAUGGGUGCCAAAUGAAUUUGCUGUGAAGUGUUUCAAGGUUAUAAUGUACUCAGUACAGAUCCAACGUAAACAACAAUAUGGUUAUCUAGUCAUACAGAUGUUGAUGUCACACCUUGACACACAUACCAACAGUGAUCCCGGCAUCAAGGCAAGCAUUAUCGAGGUCCUGUAUGAAUCUGUUCUCAUCUCAGCUGGAGGCUCCAUAGGACCCUCUGUAUUGGAUGUGUUUAAUACUCUAUUGAGACAUCUGAAAAUAUCUGUGGACAACAAGAGUUCUGACAGUGAGAAAAGGAAUAUGGAAAAAAAGUUUGAAGAAGCGAUCAUUAACACGAUAGGUGAAUUUGCAAACAAUUUACCAGACUACCAGAAAAUAGAAAUCAUGAUGUUUAUCAUGGGAAAAUUUCCUCAGUUUGGUGAAAAUGAAGAAAUGGGAUUCAACAUGGACAACUAUCUACAAACGAUGCUUCUUAAAACUUUACUAAAGGUUGCCACUAAAUACAAGACUGUGAUAAUGAACAAUGCAUUUCCUCCUGAGUUCCUUCAUCCGUUAUUAAGAAUCUCUAUACUGGAGGAUCCUGGAUUACGAGUGGUGGUGCAAGAGAUUUUACACACAUUGUUAGAUAGACAUGAGAAUACAAACAAACUCAAAACUGUUACUAUUCCCAAGGAUGUUGUCUCACAGUUAGACUUAACGAUAGAUAAAGUUCCAAGGCAGGACAGUCUUUUUAUGAAAAAGAAUGGAAUACAGUUCUAUUGGCAUAUCAAAGAGAAUCUUCAGAUGGAUACCAAUAAAGCAAGGAACUUUGAGGCCUUGUAUUGCACAAUGUGUUUAAUAUCAAUAGAGAUGGGAGGUGAUGACAUUCUGGUAGAACUCAUCCGAUUGGCUCUUGAUAUUCAGCAAAUGGCCCUAGAUUCCAAACUGCCCAGUACACAUCAGUGUUGUAACCAUGCUAUUGUGGCAGCCUAUCUCAAUGUGGUGGCACAGAUUAACAAUUUGUCACCACUCGUACAGUACCUCUCAGAUUUACUAGAGCUGAGGAGAAAGGAAGCCUCUCAUUUGUUACCUGAAUUUGCUUUCAAUAGAGCUAAUAGACCCUCAAGUGUUAAAGAUGAUGACUAUCCAACAGAAAAUAAGAUGGAGGAGAGGUGGUUGUUUGACCAGACAACAUUGCAGGAAAUCCUGACAGACUGCGGACAUGAUGCUUCCCGUCUGAGUGCCCCUCUUGCCCAGAGGCCACACAGCACUAUGGGUACCAUGCUACACGACUCUGCAGUGGCCAGUAGUAUGAGUGAUAUAGGUUCUAUUAACAUCGAAUUGGACAGUAUGGAGAGCUCACCAUUAUUAUCUCGAAAAAAGGUUGAAGAGAUAACCGUGGAGUCCUUGAAGAAAAUGUUAGCUGAAGACCAAUCUCAGAAGCGGGAAGAGGAGGCCAAGAAAAGACAGGAAAUAUUUGACACAUUCCAGAAUGCACCUUUUGAGGAAAUACUUGCAAGAGCUGAAGCCAAGUCGAAUUGCUUCCAUGACAAGCUGUAUGAGAUUCUGGAGACGACUUCCCCUGAAAGCCCAAAUCAUUCUGAAGAAAGCCUAAAUGCUGUGCCUGUGUUUGAAAUGCAGUUCCCUAGUUUAUAUGUUUACUAGUUAGAUUCCAAGUUAAGUUUAAGGAACUUCAUUCAGUUAAAGUUAUCCAUGCCAUAUUAAACUGUUUUUUCCAUUUUGUAAAUUGCCAGUACAUGUAUAACAAACUAUAUGUAUUUAGAAUAAUGAUGUCUGAUGAUAUUGGUAAAUUAUUAAUUGGUAUUGAUAAAGUACUGGUGUAUUCAAUGCAAAGGGAAAAGUGAUUUUUUUUAAAUAGACGUUUAUGGUAGAUGUGUGCAAGCAAGUGGGAAAAGUAUCUGUAGUUAUAUUAUAAUGAUUUAAUGUUAAACAUGAAAUUUAAUUUUCCUUCUCAUGUCCUUAGCUCAAAGUGAUUCUCCUGGCUGGGGGUAGUCUAUUAUUGCAGAACAUGUAAUGCCAACAGUCUUGCAUAUUGUUCUAGCUUUUAUGUUGCCAUAGUUGUUUACUUGCUGAAUUCAGCUUGUGGCAUCACAUGAUCAUAGAUAUUUCAAAAUGGGGUGUUUAUUUUCCAACUCGGACAAUAAGUAGGAAAUAACCUUUAUAUAACUUUUUAAUCCGAUGAAGUUAAAUUGCAUGAAAUGUACAACUUAUAUAGAUUGAUAAAGAAAUCACAUUAUUUAUUCCUAUGAUGAUAUCUAAUUAAUAUGGCAUAUAUAACUUUAACUAUUGAAUAGAAUAAGAGAGAGGUGUUUUUUUUAUUAUGGACAAUCGUCUGUUCUCAUUAGCAAGCAAAUCCACUGAAAGCUGAUUAUAGAAUAUCACUUGUCUUUCAUUUUCCCAUCUGGACAAAAAGGGGUUCAUUCUCGGUGCAGUCCUAAUAUCCACAGGCUUGAAAUCCAUGAAAUUCAGUAAGCGCGAGUCGGGAGACUUGUACUUUAGAAUUGUAGGAUUAAUAGGUACUAUAUGACAAUUCUUACAAUGGUGUAAUGUGCAAUAUCAGUCAUUCAGUUAUAAUUAUUAUUGAUGUACUUAGUACAUGUAUUUUAUUUAUCUAGGUAAUGAAGAAUUUAUUGUAAGAUUGAAUGUACAAUGUAAUUUUAUUUAUGAACAAAUUUGAAUAAAGAAAUUUCAACUUGC